ACCCCGGAGCCCCGGCUCCCGGAGGGAACUGCACUUCGGCGGAGUUGAAUGAAUGAAGAGAGCAGAGAAGGAGAUCUGACGGGUUGGAUUCCCAAUUGCUUUUUUAAAAAUCUUGGAAACUUUGUCCUUCGUUGAAUUACGACACUGUCCACCUUUAAUUUCCUCGAAAACUCCAAUAACUCGGCUGAAGCCAUGCCUUGUGUUCAGGCGCAGUAUGGGUCCUCGCCUCAAGGAGCCAGCCCCGCUUCUCAGAGCUACAGUUACCACUCUUCGGGAGAAUACAGCUCCGAUUUCUUAACUCCAGAGUUUGUCAAGUUUAGCAUGGACCUCACCAACACUGAAAUCACUGCCACCACUUCUCUCCCCAGCUUCAGUACCUUUAUGGACAACUACAGCACAGGCUACGACGUCAAGCCACCUUGCUUGUACCAAAUGCCCCUGUCCGGACAGCAGUCCUCCAUUAAGGUGGAAGACAUUCAGAUGCACAACUACCAGCAGCACAGCCACCUGCCCCCUCAGUCCGAGGAGAUGAUGCCGCACUCCGGGUCGGUUUACUACAAGCCCUCCUCGCCCCCGACACCCAGCACCCCGGGCUUCCAGGUGCAGCAUAGCCCGAUGUGGGACGACCCGGGGUCUCUUCACAACUUCCAUCAGAACUACGUGGCCACCACGCACAUGAUCGAGCAGAGGAAGACACCUGUCUCCCGACUUUCACUCUUCUCCUUUAAGCAGUCGCCCCCGGGCACUCCUGUGUCUAGCUGCCAGAUGCGCUUCGACGGGCCUCUGCACGUCCCCAUGAACCCGGAGCCCGCGGGCAGCCACCACGUAGUGGAUGGGCAGACCUUCGCCGUGCCCAACCCCAUUCGCAAGCCGGCAUCCAUGGGCUUCCCUGGCCUGCAGAUCGGCCACGCGUCGCAGUUGCUUGACUCGCAGGUGCCCUCGCCGCCGUCCCGGGGUUCUCCCUCCAACGAGGGUCUCUGCGCCGUCUGCGGUGACAACGCAGCCUGUCAGCACUACGGUGUUCGCACUUGUGAGGGCUGCAAAGGUUUCUUUAAGCGCACGGUGCAAAAAAACGCGAAAUACGUGUGUUUAGCAAAUAAGAACUGCCCAGUGGACAAACGCCGCCGAAAUCGCUGUCAAUACUGUCGAUUUCAGAAGUGCCUGGCUGUUGGGAUGGUUAAGGAAGUGGUUCGUACUGACAGUUUAAAAGGCCGGAGAGGUCGUUUACCCUCGAAGCCGAAGAGCCCACAGGAUCCCUCUCCCCCCUCACCUCCGGUGAGCCUGAUCAGUGCCCUCGUCAGAGCCCACGUCGACUCCAAUCCGGCUAUGACCAGCCUGGACUAUUCCAGGUUCCAGGCAAACCCUGACUAUCAGAUGAGUGGAGAUGACACCCAACAUAUACAGCAAUUCUACGAUCUCCUGACUGGCUCUAUGGAGAUCAUCAGAGGUUGGGCCGAGAAGAUCCCUGGCUUUGCUGAUCUCCCCAAAGCUGAUCAAGACCUGCUUUUUGAAUCAGCUUUCUUAGAAUUAUUUGUUCUGCGAUUAGCGUACAGGUCCAACCCAGUGGAGGGUAAACUCAUCUUUUGCAAUGGGGUGGUCUUGCACAGGUUGCAAUGCGUGCGUGGCUUUGGGGAAUGGAUUGAUUCCAUUGUUGAAUUCUCCUCCAACUUGCAGAAUAUGAACAUCGACAUUUCUGCCUUCUCCUGCAUUGCUGCCCUGGCUAUGGUCACAGAGAGACACGGGCUCAAGGAACCUAAGAGAGUGGAAGAACUGCAAAACAAAAUUGUAAAUUGUCUUAAAGACCACGUGACUUUCAAUAACGGGGGCUUGAACCGACCCAACUAUCUGUCCAAACUGUUGGGGAAGCUCCCAGAACUCCGCACCCUUUGCACACAGGGCCUCCAGCGCAUUUUCUACCUAAAACUGGAAGACUUGGUACCGCCACCAGCAAUAAUUGACAAACUUUUCCUGGACACCUUACCUUUCUAAGAUCUUCUCCCAUGCACUUCAAAAGACCUGGAAAGAAAAAACAUCCAGAGGGGGCUGGUCACAUGGGCUGAGAGCUGGCUAAAAAGUCCAGUGUAUGUCAUCUCCCCCCUGUAGACCCCUAGCCCCAUCCAUACAGUAAACAACAAACAAACAAACAAACAAACACUGUCGCUAUUUCCUAACUUGCAGGCAGAACCUGAAAGGGCAUUUUGGCUCCGGGGCAUCCUGGAUUUAGAAAAACGGACACCACACAAUCCAGUGGUAUAAACUUUUUAUUAUCAGUUCAAGAUCAGUUUAUUGUUCAGAAGAAAGAUUGCUAAUGUAUGAUGAGAAAUGUUUGGCCAUGCUUGCUUGUUGCAGUUAAGACACAUGUUUUACACACACACACACACACACACACACACACACACACACACACACACAAAACCCUUAA
Arvicola amphibius (Eurasian water vole) is the source of this 2422-nucleotide messenger RNA. RefSeq names its product nuclear receptor subfamily 4 group A member 2 (gene Nr4a2). Gene Ontology annotation, biological process: dopaminergic neuron differentiation; central nervous system neuron differentiation; regulation of transcription by RNA polymerase II. NCBI's taxonomy places the organism in Eukaryota, Metazoa, Chordata, Mammalia, Rodentia, Cricetidae. The transcript has 8 exons. Bases 193 to 1989 code for a protein of 598 amino acids. The record is from RefSeq and is a predicted model, not a curated record. Gene Ontology annotation, molecular function: nuclear glucocorticoid receptor binding; RNA polymerase II cis-regulatory region sequence-specific DNA binding; nuclear receptor activity. Gene Ontology annotation, cellular component: nucleus; transcription regulator complex.